AUGGUCUUCAACGAUCUAGGAAAAGGAAUACUCGACAACGCAUUUAGCGGAUAUGCAUGUUCCUUGUUUGCUUACGGACAAACUGGAUCUGGAAAAUCUUAUUCCAUCAUGGGUUAUGGACCNAACCGGUAA
This is a messenger RNA of Echinostoma caproni, 132 nucleotides long. The record is from the annotation of a GenBank genome assembly. NCBI's taxonomy places the organism in Eukaryota, Metazoa, Platyhelminthes, Trematoda, Plagiorchiida, Echinostomatidae.